UUUUAAGUUUAAUCAGUAUUGUCACUUUCGUCCUAUGUAGCGUUCAACUCCCCGUCAAGAAAGUCGGCAGUUGUGCUCUAGAAGCUUGACGGAAACUUCGGUGUAAAAUGGCCCGGGAUGAAAUCCGUCAAUGCCACUUGGCAAUCAAACAGCCCCAGUUUCUCUUGGCAACACGAUGAUCCUAAACAGAUUCCCCCGUAUCGACAAUUAAACAUAGAAACUCCCCUGUUAUGAAACUCUAUAUUGAAACCGCUAUGGACCGAAACAUCAAAAGUCCACCAAUGACGGAACUUGGUCUCGCACGUCCCAGUUAAGCUUGAACAAAGCAUAAAAACAAGAUGAUCGCCACAAUCACCCUCGCGUUACUUCGUUUUUGUCUUUUUUGAAAUAUCACUUUCGUCUCUUCACUCGUUGCAAUGGGUCUCUUCAAGUCUGUGACUAUAACCCUCCUCGCCGCUGGUGCUCACGCGCUCCCCCAGGCCGUGACCCAAACAGCUGAUGCUCCGGCGACAGCAGAGACAUACAUCGCGAAUCCCAACGUCGGCCCCGGCGGCUCUAACUUCAAAGACUCAGCACACUUCCGCAUCUACAAUGGCUCCGCCGAUGCAACCGCCCAAUCGAUCGAGAUGCUCGAAGCAGCAUUCGAAUGCUUCGUCGGAACGCUAAAGUGGCGAUCGCCUGGUCUUUCAUUCAACGAUGAGACUGAUAGUGGACCGAAGUACAAGACUAAUGUCUACACUGUCGGUGACUUGGGCGGUGCGGCGGGUGUGAUGCAUAGUGAUCAGGCAACGGGCAUGGCGUACCUUGAGGUCGUGAAUCAGUACCUCGCUGUACCGGGUGUUACUGUUCAUGAGUAUGGUCAUGCAAUGCAUUAUCAUCAGAAAGCUUGGGUGAAUCAGAGCCGAACUGGUGCUUGGUGGGAGACUCUGGCGAACUGGGUCGCCGAUACAUACAAGACCUCUGAUAUUUGUGCACCCGCGCGAAAGAACCAUAAUCAGGAGACUUCUCCCACUGAUAUCGAGCUUAAGAAGGUUCUUGGCGAUUCUCACCAGGUCAUUGUCGAUGGAUCAGUCGAUACUGGUAAUUACUACCAAGCUUGGCCUUUUCUGGCUUACUUGACCUAUAACCCUGAUGACUUUGCUGGUCUGGGACAAGAUACCAUUCGACAGCUACAAUUGCAGUAUAAGAAGGAUAGUAACGAGACUCCUCUUCACACUCUUGCUCGCGUUUCGCAGAACGCUACAGUUGGUGAUAUCGUCGGUCGCUACUGGGCUCGUAUGGCCUACGUUGAUAUCGGACAUCCAACCGCCCAACAAGUUUUCUUCCAGCAACGCGCUGAUAUCCCCUUCGCAAGCAUGGAAGCUGCGGGUACUGGAUCUUAUAAACCCAAGGCUGAUCGUCAACCUCGCUACAUGGGCGCCAACAUCAUGCCUCUCGAUGUCACUGGUACUUCUCUUGAGGUCAAGGUUUCUGCUGACGCCGAGUUUGUCGCGACUGUUGCUAUCUACCGGGAGGGAGGCGAGUCUUCUUAUGUAACACUUACGGAUGGUGCGGGUACUGUUCCUGUUCAGGCUGGCGACGAUGUCAGUGUUGUUGUUGCUAACGCUCCUGCUAAGCCUAUCCUGUACGAUGGCUUUGAUCUGAGUGCUGAGGUUUCAAAGGGUCUUGAUUAUACUAUUAGCAUUACUGGUGCUACUGUCAAGGGCCUAAGCUCUUGAAGAGUCUUUUUUUCGUGUAUAUAGCGUUUACACUGUAGAUCAGUAAAUAUUGAAUGGCAAUAUGAGGCCUAGAUCUCCAUCGCUC
This is a messenger RNA of Fusarium verticillioides 7600, 1803 nucleotides long. RefSeq lists its product as hypothetical. Lineage: Eukaryota; Fungi; Ascomycota; Sordariomycetes; Hypocreales; Nectriaceae. The transcript has a single exon. The record is from RefSeq and is a predicted model, not a curated record. Bases 417 to 1718 code for a protein of 433 amino acids.